This is a messenger RNA of Drosophila simulans, 1187 nucleotides long. It is a transcript of the gene Rnf11, whose product is annotated as RING finger protein 11. The transcript has 3 exons. The coding region runs from base 458 to 898 and encodes 146 amino acids. The record is from RefSeq and is a predicted model, not a curated record. NCBI's taxonomy places the organism in Eukaryota, Metazoa, Arthropoda, Insecta, Diptera, Drosophilidae.
AGUUUGGUAACCUAAGGUCAUACUAUUAAUAGCACUGUUGAUUUUGGUUUAUUUAUUGUCAAAUAGGUAAAUAAUCUACGAAUAUGCAAUGAAUCAGGCUUUAUUAAGUCGAACGCAGUCUAAUUUACAGAAAGUCACAUCUUAUAAGUUUUGUAAAUCAACUAACUAAGUUGCUUGUUCGAAUAUUAAGUCUGUUUAUUAUGAAUGUUGUGUAUACAUCUGAGCAUUUUAUACACAUACAUACGUACCGACUUAUUCAUUUCCGAAUUUUUAGGGAAUGAAUAGUUUUCUUCCAUUUUUCUUCUUUAAGAAACAACAAUUUUUUUAAGUAAAGGUGUUUAAAUAUUAAACCAUAACAGUUCUUAGAUUUUUUAUCAUUAUACGUGGUACUCGUAAAGUAAAAGAGCUUACUACAUAUUACGAAAAGUAACAGAUAAAUCUUCGUAAAACGCAUGAAAUGGGUAAUUGCUUAAAAAUUAGCACUUCAGAUGACAUUUCACUUUUACGCGGCAAUGACAGUCAACUCAGCGGGACACAGCCAAUGUAUCAUGGAGAGCAUUAUCAACGAGAAUUGUACUCUUCCACGUCGGCUUCGACAACGCGAACACCAUCUUCUAAUAAUCGUCAACUUUCCGAUGAAAAUCAAGUGAAAAUUGCAAAGCGUAUUGGAUUAAUGCAGUACUUGCCAAUAGGAACAUACGACGGGAGCUCAAAGAAAGCACGAGAAUGUGUUAUCUGCAUGGCUGAAUUUUGUGUUAAUGAAGCCGUACGUUAUCUACCUUGCAUGCAUAUUUAUCAUGUUAAUUGUAUAGAUGAUUGGUUGUUGAGAAGUCUAACUUGUCCCAGUUGUUUAGAGCCUGUUGAUGCUGCUUUACUGACGAGUUAUGAUUCGACAUAGCGUUAUAAAAACAUUAGCUUAUAGUUUUUCUGCUGUAAUGUGUUUUGGGUUAAAAAAAAACUUUUGCUUACCAAGUAUAACUUAUUAUUUUAUAUAUUUCAAUUAAUUCUUUAUUAUACAAAUUUGUUAUUGUUUUAUUAUCGAAACAUGUUAUAAUAUUUAAUUCAUUUUAGCGAUAACCAAAAUCAUAAUUGCAAUACUAAGGAGCUCAAGAAUUUGAAAUCCAAAUUAGUUUGUGUAUAUAUAUAAAUUGUUUUACCAACAUUAAUAAAAUGUGAGAUCUAUUUAA